UUUAAGGAUGGCACAUGUUCGGAUUUUAGUGCGUCACGGUGGUGAAUGGGAUGAGGGACGAAGAAAAUAUGAAGGAGGAGUGUUAAAAGGCAUUGUUGUCCCUAAAGAAAUAACACACAAAGAUUUACAGUCUGAACUAUAUGACCUUGCAGAAGUUGACCCUACAAAGUUUGACAUAAAGAUAAGAUGUAUAUAUGAGAUCAAAGGGGAAAAGGAAGCUCCUCCAUUUGAGUUAAGCAAUGACCGUGAUUUGAAGUUUUAUAUUCUUAGUGAAAAUCCAUUGGAGGUCCCCCUAUACCUAUCGUUUGAGCCUACAAGCAAUCGAAGCAUGAAAGUGUUAAACAAAGAUUACAAUUCAGUAUCUGGGAGCAACCAAGUUCAAAAUUUAAACCCUCAUCCUCCUCCAAUUGGAAUGGAUAGAUUAGAUGAGAAUGAAGUUGAUAUUGGUGAAGUCGAGGGUGGCUUGUGUCAUAACAUGAUAGGGACCAAUUCGGCUAUAUGGGAAUCAUAUGAGUCAUAUCAUUCAAUAGAUGAUACUUUUACAUUGGAGUCAGUUGAGAUGUACAAUGAAUUGUUUGACAUCCCAGAACAAAGAGAUGCUCCUACAAAAGAUUGCAAAGGAAAAGGUAAAGUUGACUACAGGUCCUCUAGUCGGAAGUUGAAGACAAAAGGAAGUGGCUGGUCGGAAGAAAGCUCUACAAGUGAAGAGUUGGAUGUAGGACAAAUAUUUUUUUGCAAGAGAGAUUUGUCAAUGAGAUUAAGUGUGUUGGCAAUGAAAAAAAAUUUUCAGUUUGUAGUAAAAAAGUCUACAAAAGAGGUUCUUUUCGUUAGAUGCAUCGACAACAAGUGUGGUUGGAGAUUGCGAGCGGUUAGACUGAAGGAUUCAAAUAUAUUCAAGAUUAAAAAGUAUGUGAAAGUUCAUUCAUGUUCUCUUGAGUUUUUGAAUCGUGACCAUAGGCAAGCAAAAUCUUGGGUUGUUGGAGAAUUAAUCAAGUCCAAAUUCAAGGGGCCCGGUCGCAUAUACAAACCACGUGAUAUCAUAGAAGACAUGAGGCAAGACUAUGGCAUAAAUAUGAGUUAUGAGAAAGCAUGGCGUGCCAGAGAAAAUGCAUAUGAACGAGUGCGAGGGUCUCCUGAAGAGUCAUAUAAUCUUUUGCGUAGAUAUGGUGAAGCACUCAAAUUUACAAAUUCAGGUACAAUAUUUCACAUGGAACUCGAAGAUGAUCGUUUCUUUAAAUAUCUUUUUAUGGCUGUUGGUGCAUGUGUUAGAGGAUUCUUAAAUUGCAUUAGACCGGUCAUAGUCAUGGACGGAACAUUUCUUAAGAACAAAUAUCGGGGUCAGUUGAUAGUGGCCGUUUGUUUAGAUGGUAACAAUCAGAUCUAUCCUCUAGCCUUUGGAGUAGUUGAUAGAGAAACAGAUGACUCAAUACAGUGGUUCUUAGAAAAAUUGAAAGGUGCAAUAGGGGAGGUGCCUAAUCUAGGCUUUGUGACAGAUCGGAAAACAUGCUUCGCCAAGGGUAUUUCAUCAGUUUUCCCAUCUGCAUUCCACGGCCUUUGUGUCCAACAUUUGAGUCAAAAUUUGCAUGAUAAAUAUAAGAAUGACACGGUUGCUACUUUGUUUUAUAAUGCAUCGAGAACAUAUCGUGAAUCAACGUUUGUUGAAGCGUGGAGACAUCUUCUUUCAUUUCCUAAUGGUUCAGGGAAAUAUUUAAAUGAUGUUGGAAUAGCACGAUGGUCUCGUGUUCACUGCCCAGGAAGACGGUAUAACAUGAUGACAACAAAUAUAGCGGAGUCCAUGAAUUCUAUACUGAAAGAACCUAGAGAUUUGCCUAUUGCUUCAUUCCUUGAAAAUGUUCGAGCUUUGCUACAACGUUGGUUUUGGGAGCGUCGAGAAGAAGGCAUUAAAGUGACGUCUACAUUGACCAAAUGGGCAGAGUUAGUUAUUCAAAAGAAACAAGAAGGAGCUUUGACAAUGAAGGUCAACCCAAUUGACUGUUACCAAUUUCAUGUCAAAGAUUUAGAUAAGGAGGAGGUCGUAAACCUUCAGACUAAAGAAUGCACUUGCAAGGAGUUUCAAGCUGAGCAACUACCAUGCUCACAUGCCAUUGCUGCAGCACGGGUUCGUAAUAUAAAUGUUUAUAGUUUAUGUGCUAAUUAUUACACUAAUGAAUGUUUGUUGGCUGCAUAUGCGGAGGCCGUCUACCCAGUUGGGAAUCAGUCAGAUUGGAAGACAAGCGAAGACUACGUACAUAUGACUGUUUUACCUCCAAAAGUAGUCAAAAGAGUUGGUCGACCGAAGAAAAAGAGGAUUCCAAGUGUUGGUGAAGCUCCGAAAUUGCAUAAGUGUGGUCGGUGUAAACAAAUAGGUCACAACAGAUUAACGUGUACCAAUCCAAUUUCAUAUACCGACAAGUCGAGCAUACAAGAUUAGAAAUUUCCCUACCAAUGUACCAAGUAUUACACUAAUUAAUGAAUGUUUGUUAAUGAUGUGUUUUCUUAAUGAUUUGUCCCAACAUUCUUACUUUCUGUGCGUCCAAAUGGAUGAAGAAGACGAAAAUAACGAUUGACUUAUUCAUUUAAGAACACAAACACUGGUUUUAUGAUCGUUUAAAAAUAACUAAAUGUUCGUUUAAAAAUAUGUAAACGAUCGUUUAAAAAUAACUAAACGAUCGGUUAAGAACAACCAAACGAUCGUUUGAAAACAACUAAACGAUAGUUUAAAACAAAACUAAACGAUCGGUGAAACAAAACUAAACGAUUGGUCAAACAAAACUAAACGAUCGUUUAAAACAACCAAUCGAUACCUUGAAAUUAACUAAACGAUCAGUUAAACAAAACUAAACGAUUGGUCGAACAAAACUAAACGAUCGUUUAAAACAACCAAUCGAUCGUUUGAAAUUAACUAAACGAUCGACUAUAAAAAACUAAACGAUCGUUUACAUAAACUAAACGAUCUUUUGAAACAACGAAAGACACCCGCGAAUUGUUUACAACCGCGAUUCAACAUUUCAAAAAAAGUAUGCGAAUUUACAAUAUUGCCCCUUUGGUAAAAACGACCGAUAUAUAUAUACGUUCCGCCUUCUCACUUUUCGUUUUUCGUCACUACGCAAUACACAACCGCACUGAUCACACCUUCGUUUUCUCUCAGUCCAUUGUUCUCUCAGACCAUUUUUGUCUCAGUCCAUAGUUUUCGUCAACGUUAAAAGGAUGGCUGUACCUAGCGAAAAGUAUUUCCCUGCCACUGUGUCAUGCCAAGUGCACAAGAUUGGCAGUCUUAUUAAGGAUAAACUGACCAAGGACCAGCUGCAAAUGUUCGAAAAAACAAUUUUUGGUCCAUUGCUGAAUGUGAACAUGGUAUUCAACGGCCAGUUGAUCCAUCAUUUCUUGCUGAGGCAGAUACCUGAAGACGGUAACGCAGAUGGAAUCUGUUUCU
Messenger RNA from Cucumis melo (muskmelon), 3433 nucleotides. RefSeq lists its product as uncharacterized. Gene Ontology annotation, molecular function: zinc ion binding. Bases 8 to 2431 code for a protein of 807 amino acids. The record is from RefSeq and is a predicted model, not a curated record. The transcript has 2 exons. NCBI's taxonomy places the organism in Eukaryota, Viridiplantae, Streptophyta, Magnoliopsida, Cucurbitales, Cucurbitaceae.